This is a messenger RNA of Pungitius pungitius (ninespine stickleback), 5269 nucleotides long. RefSeq names its product ArfGAP with coiled-coil, ankyrin repeat and PH domains 3b (gene acap3b). Gene Ontology annotation, molecular function: protein binding; GTPase activator activity. The transcript has 24 exons. Bases 230 to 2761 code for a protein of 843 amino acids. Lineage: Eukaryota; Metazoa; Chordata; Actinopteri; Perciformes; Gasterosteidae. Gene Ontology annotation, cellular component: cytoplasm. The record is from RefSeq and is a predicted model, not a curated record.
CACAGAAACGCCUCUCGUCUGCCUCGGCGGCACUGGCAGCAGCGGCGUAGUAGUAAUCUGUCUGCCGCGCACCGAGCUCGCAUUUUGCUGUCAGGGUGCCACCGGGAGACGGGCGACAGACUGCCGCGCGUCGGGGGACACCGGUCACCAUCCGCACGGUUCAAGCCACAUCGCGCCGCGGGCAAUGACAUUGGCUGAUUGAAGUGGGAAUACACAAGAAAACGCAAAAAUGACGGUGGACUUUGAAGAAUGUAUAAAAGAUUCACCCCGAUUUAGGGCUGGCAUCGACGAGGUGGAGACAGACGUGGUGGAGAUUGAGGCAAAACUCGAUAAGCUGGUGAAGCUGUGCAGUGGGAUGAUCGAGGCCGGCAGGGCCUACGUCAGCGCCAACAAGCUCUUUGUCAAUGGAAUCAAGGAUCUGUCCCACCAGUGCAAGAAAGAGGAGAUGAUAUCGGAAUGUCUUGAGAAGUGUGGAGAAAGCCUCCAGGAGAUCGUCAACUACCACAUGAUAUUGUUUGACCAGGCUCAGAGGUCAAUAAAGCAGCAGCUUCACACCUUCAUUAAAGAGGAUGUGCGUAAAUUUAAGGACACGAAGAAGCAGUUUGACCGGGUGCGGGAGGACAUGGAGCUGGCCCAGGUGAAGAACGCCCAAGCGCCCAGGAACAAGGUGCACGAGGCGGAAGAGGCCACGCAGGCUCUCGUCCUCAGCCGCAAAGCCUUCAGGCACCUCGCGCUGGACUACGUGCUGCAGAUUAAUGUGCUUCAGGCCAAGAAGAAGUUUGAAAUCUUGGAUGCAAUGCUGUCUUUUAUGCGCGCACAGUGCACACUGUUCCAACAAGGCUUCAACAUCUUGGACGAGAUUGACCCCUAUAUGAAAAAACUGGCUGCACAGCUGGAUCAGCUGGUCAUCGACUCGGCCGUGGAGAAGAGGGAGCUGGAGCACAAACACGCCCUCAUCCAGCAGAGAACUCUCAUGCAGGACUUUUCUUAUGAUGACACCAAGUUGGAAUUUAACGUGGAUGCACCCAAUGGUGUGGUCAUGGAGGGCUACCUCUUCAAGAGGGCCAGCAAUGCAUUCAAGACCUGGAACAGGCGCUGGUUUUCUAUACAAAACAGCCAGCUGGUCUAUCAAAAGAAACUUAAGGACUCUUUGACUGUGGUGGUGGAGGACCUGAGGCUCUGCUCUGUCAAACCCUGUGAAGAUAAUGAGCGCAGGUUCUGCUUUGAGGUUGUCUCACCCACUAAGAGCUGUAUGCUGCAGGCAGAAUCGGAGAAGCUGCGGCAGGCUUGGAUCCAGGCCGUCCAGGCAAGCAUCGCCUCCGCUUACAAAGACAUUGCCGACAAUUAUUACAUUGAGCGUUUGGACAGGACCGCCUCGCCCUCCACCAGCAGUAUCGACUCUGCCAGCGAGCCCAGAGAGAAGGGGGAGAGGUCUGACAAGGGGAUCCGGGGAGGCGUGGAAAGCCUCCUCCAGAGGGUACAGAGCCUGCCGGGCAAUGAGCUGUGCUGUGACUGCGGCCAAGCGGCCGCGUGCUGGGCCUCCAUCAACCUGGGAGUCCUGCUCUGCAUUGAAUGCUCAGGCAUCCACAGGAGUUUAGGUGUGCAUUGCUCUAAAGUGCGUUCACUGACGUUGGACUCAUGGGAGCCCGAAUUACUCAAGCUCAUGUGUGAAUUGGGGAACACUGUGAUCAAUCAUAUUUAUGAGGGAGCCUGCAAAGAACUGGGAGCAAAAAAACCAGGGCCCUCCAGUUCAAGACAGGAGAAAGAGGCUUGGAUCAAAGCAAAGUAUGUGGAGAAACGCUUCCUUAAGAAGAUGAGUGGGAGCGAGGCUUUAGCCGAGGGUGAAAGGAAGUUCCGGCCCUGGACAGUAAAAAAGUCCCAUCGACACAACAGCUCUGUUCGGGCCCCCAACAAGGCACGCAGGAGAUAUCGUCGCUACGAGCCGGGAAGUGCUUCACCUGCCAAUCUCUCAGCAGCUGCUGCGGCGAAGUUUCGCCGGGACUCCCUGUUUUGUCCGGAUGAGCUGGACUCCCUGUUUUCCUACUUUGACACUGGCUCCGGCCCUCGCAGCCCCGCAGGUCUUAGCAGCGACAGCGGCCUGGGAGGAAGUACCGACGGCAGCACGGACAUCCUGGUGUUUGGCUCGGUGGUGGACAGCGUCACGGAAGAAGAUGAGGAGUCGGAGGAGUCCUCCAGCGGUGAGGUAGAGAUAGAGCAGGAAGUGUCUUCAGACCCCGAAGACCCGAGGGAGCUCCACCCCGGGGCUCUCCUCCACCGAUCCGCCCGUCUACACAACCUGCCUCUCAUGGCUGAGGCUCUGGCCCACGGCGCAGACAUACACGCUGCCAAUGAGGAGGAGGGCAGAACGCCACUCAUUCAAGCCGUGGUUGGGGGUUCCUUGAUAGCUUGUGAGUUCCUGCUGCAGAACGGAGCCGAUGUGAACCAGAGAGACAUGAGGGGCAGAGGCCCGCUGCACCACGCCACCUACAUGGGACACACUGGUCAAGUGUGUCUGUUCCUGAAGAGGGGGGCAUCUCAGACGGAGGUGGAUGAGCAGGGUCAUGACCCCCUUAGCAUCGCCGUCCAGGCUGCCAACGCAGACAUCGUCACCUUAUUGCGUCUUGCACGGAUGAACGAGGAGAUGCGAGAGGCGGAGGCUCCCUUGGGUCAACCAGGUCAAUACCACAGUAGCAGCCCCACUGAGCAGCAGUAUAGGAAGUGCAUCCAGGAAUUCAUCUGCCUCACCAUAGACGAGUGCUAGUGGUCACUUUUUACCCACAAGCAAAGCAUAUCUCUCCCUCUUUCUCUUUCUCCUUUAUUAAUACACACACACACACACACACACACACACACACACACACACGGACCUUCCUUCUGAACUACAACCUGAGGAAAAUGGUGUAGACGAAGUUGCCCCUACACAUCUGGGCUUAUGAUUGAUGGGGGGUGUAGAAGGAGAGAGGAGAUUAUCACUUGCGCUUUAUGGAAGUUGUGUUGUUUAAUAGGGAGACACCUGAAUGACCCUUUUUUUUUUACCCCUACUGACAAUACAGUCACCACCACAAGGUUUUCUGCAUCGCAACUAUGUUUCUGCUUGCCAUAACUCGCAAACAACAACAACAACAACGCUGUGCUGGCUACAUGACACACACACACAGUUUGCCAACAGGGUUUUCCUCUAACUUAUCGUAACGUGGCGUAACCUCUCGAGUCGAUGGGGGUGUGGGUUUGCUGUUGCCUAUCAGUUCUUAGGAAAACUCUUGCAGCAUUAAACCCUGUACACAAUAUGCAUCAACACCGUCUGUUUGACCUCCAACUUGGCCAUCUUUUGGAGAUUGUAGAUAUACGUAUUUAGAAGUUAUAUGGGUAUCUUUAAACGUGUGCUGUGGCAUGAGGUGAAAAUUUAAUUUGUUCCAUUUCCAGUAAAAAAAAAAAAAGUUAACUGCUGCAGUACAGUUGAGCAGUGUAGUUUACUGUGUAAAGAGAAUGUGAGGAAGGGAAAUUUAAUGUAAAACUGUGACAAAAAUGCUGAGUCUCCUGGCAAAGAGCCCCCUGCUUGCUUUGUAAGAUACUUUGUGACAGAGUGAGAGAGUGACUGAAUAAAUAAGAGACUAAUUGAUAAGUGGACAGGAGAGUAUGCGUCAAAGAAUGCUCAGACAGAGUUAAAUAAUAUGAUAUUACAUUAUGUAAAGGAACUAAGAAACUGCACUUUUCCCAUCCACAGUAUUAUAUGUAUUUUCUCUUUGGUUUAGUUUUUUACAUUGUUCUUGUUUUGUUUAUUUCUGGAUUUUUAUAUAUAUUUGUCUCCCCAGAGUAUCGGUGCAAUUCAUUCGUGAUUGCAGUUUACGUCUGCGUUUGCAUUAAUGAUUGUAAUUUUGAACUAAAAGCAUUACUUGGAAUUAAUGACAGGGAGUCUUUAGAUUACCAUUUAUUGAUUUACUUUGAUUGUCAUGUAUGGUUUUCCAUUUAGUUUUCACUAUGAAACAGCCUUACAUACUAUUGUUGUCAAAGACAUCAAUUAAUUAGAUUUUACUAGCUAAUACAAGGACUUUGUAGUUACGAUGUCAAUGCAGUUGUUAGUUAUUUAUUAGGUUAUGUGCAGAUUAAGCAGAGCGGCAACAUUUGAUGGUGUGUAUAAAAUGGAUUUGCUUCACAUCCUUUAUCAACUCUUUGGUUAAUCUCCUUUUACAAAACAAAGGUGGCUUAUGGCACCUUUCAUUGUGUCGUAAAAAGUCAUCCAUGUUAUGAUGAUGGAGGUGAGAUAAGGGUGCACUCUUCUUUGGAAGAGUUUAUACAUUUGUGGGGUCAAAAGAUUUAUAUAUCUGGCAUCCCUUCCAGGUAAAUGCUUGCAGUAUUUUCUGCAUGCUUUAUCGAGCUUUACUGUAGGAAGUUCAACACCAUUGGCCUCCUCAGCAUAAUAAGAUAUUUCAUUAUGGUUUGAUCAUGUUGUGCAGUCCCGUGAAAGAAGCAUGUACCACGUGACCCCUCUGUGGUCAGAAAUGGGUCACUUUUUGCACCUCUGCCAUCCGUGGACCAAAUCUUUGGUGAACUUCUCUUGCUGGUCUCUUUUUUGUGAUUUUAUUUUGGUUUCAUGUUGUGGUUUAUUUCCUCUGCCAAAGACUUUUUAAAGGGAAAGUGUCUGACAUUGAUAUCACUUUGUUCUUUCUUUUUUUUUACUGAAACUGUAGAUUUAGGAAAGCAUAUUUUUACCAUGCUUUGUGAAGCGACAGAGUGGUAGAAACACUGUCGGAGUGCUUACAUUUUGAAACGAGGUUACAGAAAUGUGACGGACCUGAGAGAUUUUGAUGAAGUGAUAUUCUGCAAUAGUUCAAUGUACUGCAAGUAGAAGCAGUCUAGGGGUUGAUGUGGAGCUACUGUGACCAAACUGUUAAAGGUCCUCGCUUUAGCGGAAGUGUUAAAUGUUGUGUCCAUUGUGUGUAUUGACAUCUGUGGUUAAAGAUGCUGUUCAAAGCAAACCUGUUGUAAAUAGUACACUUGUGUAUUUUAACCCAACUUUCUGCCUCUCCGCAUUCCAUCACAGAUCCUGAUUGUCUGAUCUGGUUUAUUAACGUCUUUUUAUUCUCUUCCAAAAACAACAGCCUGUUAGGCAGAACGGUACCUUAGUUCUGCAUUACUUUGAAGUCUUGUUCUUGUUCUGCACACUGGCAUUUGGAUAUAUUUGGAAUAUUUGCUUCCUUGUCUUUAGAAGCACUGAAGGGGAAAAAAAGACAAAAAGCAUACAAUAAAACUGAAACUCUUGAUGAACUAA